AACCGCUGAUUUAGAGGAACCUUUUUUUUUUUAAUAUAACCUUGAUCUUCUCUCUCAAUAUGAUUAUUGUGUUGCCUUUUACAUCUCGAUAUGAAACUUAUAAUUAAGAUGAUACCAUGGCUUAUCUUCAUGUGAUUAGUGGUAUCUGACGCUGAUUGGACAGUUGCUUUACUAACCCUUCUAGAGCCGCUUGGAGUUGUAGAGCAAACUUUGAAUGACAUCCCUACGUCCACUGUGCUGUCCAAAGGAUGUCUUGCCAAAGGUUGUGCUAUGCGGUCCUGCUUUACUCUGCUGCGCUGUACUCUCUUUCUCUGUAGUUACAGGACACCCUCCACUUUGCUAAGAGAUACCCUAGGCCGUCUUUUAGAGACAUCCACAAGUCUGUACCACCAUAAACAUUUAGCAAAGAGGGAUUUAUUUUUAAUGCAAAUGGUUUUAAAUCUUCACUGCAUUUGAUUUUUAAAACUUAGUUUUUCAUUUUGGGUGGCUUCUAAUCUUCACUAGUAUAUUUUUUUUAACAAAUUGUGGCCACAGCUGUUUGCAGCCAGAAGUACAGCAAUCUCCUGUUUUAAAGCGGUGGGAGCACCCUUGAGUAUCUGUAAGAAAGCACCUAAAUAAGGAGAGGGCUGGGCUGGGGCAGAGCCGAGGAGCAGAAAGUAGUUGAGCCAAUUAUAAUUUAGCAGGGUUACAACUACUAAUCCUAGAUCUCCAAGCGUGGAAGGUUUCCUGUGCGUGUGCAUAUGUAUCACAUCUGAUUUUAGUAGGAUUUAAUUAGCCCUGCAGCCCUGUUACUGACGAGUUUACUGGACAUGAGUACUUGGCUCCAGUUCUCGCCGGGGCUCUGCAGUGAUGCUGAGCAAGUCUGAUCAUUUGUGGAUUCAUUAUUGGCACUGUAAAUUAACUGUGAGCUGAGCAGAGCCAUGUUUACUGAACUCAAAAGCAAACCAGCUUGAAAUCUUCCACCCCCGUCCCCACACACAUAAAAAAUUAUAUUCUACCAUUAUAUAACCUUCUGAAAUGUAAUACAGGAUUGCAUUUUAAACUCAUUACCACCAUGGUGCUUCUAGAAGAUGCAUCCUGUUUACCUUGGAGUUUUCUAUAUGCCCUGGGCCUCAGUUUAAGCAGCAUGAGACCCCGAGGAGCUCUCUGGUCAAGUCCAGCUUGUGUGUGCUAUCAUAUUUGAAAUAAACACUAGAUGCUUUAAAAAAACACACACAAACAAACUGUAGGUCCAUAUCAGAAGAAAACAGAUUUGACUCCUCCUGCCCUGAAAAUUUGAGAUUGCAAUUCUGUUGUCUGUGGAUGCGUCUCAUCUGAAACUGCAUGCAUCGAAGAGCCGAUUUGCACCGUUAGGAGCCCUUUUGUAGAUGUCUUCUUUGCUGCCCUCAGUCUUUCUUUGCUGCCAUUCUGCUUUUCUUUCCUGGCUGCUAAUUGGAUUAAAGCUGUUGUGCCCGCCAUGGCGUCUGGAGAUGACAGUCCAAUCUUUGAAGAUGACGAAAGCCCUCCCUUUAGCCUAGAAAAAAUGACGGAUCUCGUAGCUGUUUGGGACAUUGCUCUAAGUGACGGAGUCCACAAGAUUGAAUUUGAACACGGGACCACGUCAGGCAAACGUGUGGUCUACGUGGAUGGAAAGGAAGAGAUAAGAAAAGAAUGGAUGUUCAAAUUAGUGGGCAAAGAAACCUUCUGUGUUGGAGCUGCCAAGACAAAAGCAACCAUCAACAUUGAUGCUGUCAGUGGUUUUGCCUAUGAAUACACCCUGGAAAUCAAUGGGAAAAGUCUCAAGAAGUAUCUGGAGAACAGGUCCAAGACCACCAACACCUGGGUGCUGCACUUGGAUGGGGAGGACUUUAGGGUUGUGCUAGAAAAGGAGACCAUGGACGUCUGGUGCAAUGGGAGGAAGAUGGAGACCGCAGGUGAGUUUGUAGAGGAUGGAACUGAAACGCACUUCCGAGUUGGGAACCAUGACUGUUACAUAAAGGCUGUCAGCAGCGGGAAGCGGAAAGAAGGGAUCAUCCAUACUCUCAUUGUGGAUAAUAGAGAAAUCCCAGAAAGUCUUGAGUGACUCCGUGGUCACUCAAGAUGAGAAAUAAAUUUCUAAUCUUAACAAGAAAGGAGGAGGACUUUUCAAUUUCCCUGGUAGUUAGUUACAUGUUCAUUUCAGCGUGUACUCCUCAGUACAUUCAGUCUGGGCUGAGCUAUUCUUCCAAAGGCCCAUUUGUGGGGUGGGGGGUAGGGUGGAAGCAAUACCAAUUAUGUACAAUCAUAAAGUCACAACUUAUUUUGUAAAUAAUGUAAAAUGUCCUAAGGCUAAAUGGAAAAUAUGAACCCAAACCACUGAUGUUUUACAAGAGAAACCUUUCCUGUGAUAAACACUAUGUUUCCUAUAAUAAACACCACUACAAAAUCAAA
This is a messenger RNA of Echinops telfairi (small Madagascar hedgehog), 2409 nucleotides long. RefSeq names its product Fas apoptotic inhibitory molecule (gene FAIM). Lineage: Eukaryota; Metazoa; Chordata; Mammalia; Afrosoricida; Tenrecidae. Gene Ontology annotation, biological process: canonical NF-kappaB signal transduction; positive regulation of neurogenesis; negative regulation of extrinsic apoptotic signaling pathway via death domain receptors. The record is from RefSeq and is a predicted model, not a curated record. The transcript is spliced from 5 exons. Bases 1457 to 2062 code for a protein of 201 amino acids.